AUGGGGGGAUCUAACAUUGCCUCUAAAUAUUUGAAAUCAAGUCGAAAAGCACUCUCCCUCCUAGACCAACCAUGUCUUACAAGCUCCUACAUAAACCAAAUUCACGCCCACCUCAUCUACUCAGGUUCCAUCUCCGACCCAUUCGCCGCCGGAAAACUUUUGUUCUCAUGCAUAACAUCGACCCACGCCGAUCUCCAACAUGCAUACACCGUAUUUCAAUCAGUACCUCAUCGAUCCACUUACAUAUGGAACACCAUGAUCAGAGCAUUUACCGAGCAGGGUAAAUCUGAAAAUGCCAUAUCGUUGUUUAAGCGUAUGUUUGGUUGCGGUUUUUCACCCACUAAUCACACAUUUUCUUUCGUUCUUAGAGCUUGUGCUGAUCUUUCUGAACUUCAAUUAGGAUUGGUCUGUCAUGGCCAAGCAAUUAAAUUAGGGUGGGAAAGUUACGAUUUUGUUCAAAACGGGUUGAUUCAUUUAUACGCUGUUUGUAAUCAUUUAGACUAUUGUCGUAGACUGUUCGAUAGUAGCUCGGAUAGGGAUAUUAUCACAUGGACUGCAGUGAUCAAUGGGUAUGCCAAAUCAGGCCAAACAGAAGUUGCAAGACAACUGUUCGAUGAAAUGCCUAUGAAGAAUAACGUGUCUUGGAGCGUCAUGAUCAAUGGGUAUGUUCAAGUUGGGUUAUUUAAAGAAGCUCUUGAUCUAUUCAAUGACAUGUUGCAUUCUGGGUUCCACCCUAAUCGCUCAAGCAUCGUGCUUGUACUCUCUGCAUGUGGUUUUCUUGGUGCAUUAGAUCAAGGUAGAUGGAUUCAUACAUAUGUUAACAAAAAGAAAAUGAAUUUGGAUGUAAUCUUGGGUACAUCCCUUAUAGACAUGUACGCUAAAUGUGGUUGCAUUGAAUUAGCUUAUAUUGUAUUCGAAAACAUGCCAUAUAGAGAUGUGUUUGCUUUUACUUCAUUGAUUUCUGGUCUAGCUAACAAUGGAGAAAGCAAAAAAGCAAUAGCGUUGCUCACAAGGAUGAACACAGAAGGGGUUAAACCAAAUGAGAUCACAUUCAUAUGUGUUCUAAAUGCAUGUAGUCGUAUGGGAUUAGUGAAAGAAGGUUUAAGAGUUUUUGAAAUGAUGAGUGAAGUUUAUGGGAUUGAGCCAAGUGUGAAGCAUUACGGGUGUUUGGUUGAUCUUCUUGGUGGAGCUGGGAUGCUAGAAGAGGCUAAAAAUGUUGUGACGAAAAUGCCCACGGAGCCUGAUUCUUAUGUGUUGGGUGCAUUACUGAAUGCAUGUAGGGUUCAUGGGAAUGUGGAAUUGGGUAAGGAAAUGGUGGAGAGUUUGGUGGAAAGGGGUCUUGAUUUUAGUGGAGUUCAUGUUCUUCUUUCGAAUAUUUAUGCAUCUGUUGAUGAAUGGGGGUAUGUGGAAAGUCUAAGGAAGAAGAUGGAAGAUGAGAAGGUGAAAAAGGAGGUUGGGUGUAGUUUGAUUGAAGUGGAGGGUGUGGUGUGUGAAUUUGUUGCAGGAAAUAAAGUGGUUAUGGAGGAGAUUGAAUUGGUGUCAUUAGGAAUUGACAAGCACUUGAGAUCCUAUUGGAUUGAUACUUGA
This is a messenger RNA of Lactuca virosa, 1587 nucleotides long. The record is from the annotation of a GenBank genome assembly. Lineage: Eukaryota; Viridiplantae; Streptophyta; Magnoliopsida; Asterales; Asteraceae.